GAAUGGUCGUCAACAUAAUACAAACAAAAAAAAUCCAAAAAAUAAUCAAUUAUGUGAUAGAGCACAAAAAAUAAUUGAAAAAAUUGGCAAAUCAAAAUUUAUUAAAGCCAACAUUAGGUCAUCCAAUUUGGAGCUCCUAUCAAAAACAACGUGGGAAACUUUCUUAUUGGAGUUCAAUAAAGCCGUAGAAACAGAUGACGAUAAUAAUGGUGAUGGUGAUAUUGAUAUGGAGUUGGAUGAAUAA
Messenger RNA from Entrophospora sp. SA101, 244 nucleotides. NCBI's taxonomy places the organism in Eukaryota, Fungi, Glomeromycota, Glomeromycetes, Entrophosporales, Entrophosporaceae. The record is from the annotation of a GenBank genome assembly.